Messenger RNA from Homarus americanus (American lobster), 2328 nucleotides. RefSeq lists its product as uncharacterized. Gene Ontology annotation, biological process: regulation of DNA-templated transcription. The transcript has 6 exons. NCBI's taxonomy places the organism in Eukaryota, Metazoa, Arthropoda, Malacostraca, Decapoda, Nephropidae. The record is from RefSeq and is a predicted model, not a curated record. Bases 81 to 1250 code for a protein of 389 amino acids. Gene Ontology annotation, molecular function: DNA-binding transcription factor activity; DNA binding. Gene Ontology annotation, cellular component: nucleus.
UGUCACGUCAUAAUGAGUAGCGCCUUUAGUACAGUAGUUGCCAGUUAGCCAUACAGCCGGUGCGGGGUGAGUGUCCCUUGAUGCCUUCAUGCUUGUGUCCAGGAUCCUUGACAACAAUAAUGACGCCAACCCAAUGGCUAGCGAUUCCCACAGAAAUAAGACUUACAGAGUUACCCAACCUUGUGACGCCCCGGUCUGACGCCUCCGAGGCUUCCACAGUAUACGUGAAUGGCAAGAAGAUCGUCAUCAAGCAGGAGGAGUACCAGCCGCCUGGCAGUGGGGAAGACCCUAACAGUUCCACCUCUAGUGUCUACCUGUAUCCCGUGGGAAACAGUCUGUUGGCAACUACUCCAGAGGCUGUGCAGAAACUGGAAUUUGAAUGUUCGUCUUCUCCUGGAUUGAAGUGUCUUGCAAGUACCACAUCUGCAUCAACAGAAGUAAUUAUUGUCAAGUCAAAACCAAAAAAUCCAGAUUAUAAGGUUAAAAACAGUACCCUUGCGACCAAACGAAGUAAACCAGUGCAUUUUAAAUUGAUUAGAGGAAAACCUGGGGUUAAAGUGUUCAUUAACAUGUCUUACCAUGGCCACAUAUAUGGUGAUGAACCUGUCAAGAGAUGUAAGAAGCAUGACGAGUGUACCUGGUGUAAGGAACAUGAUUACAACCAAUGUUUUUGUGUCAUAAGCAAAUUCCACAAAUAUGAACUUGAUCAUAAGGGCCAGCCCAGAGCAGUGAUCACCGUCACGGAGGAGCAUCUGGACAUUGAGGGAAGUGCCGAGUUUUCCAUUGUAUUUUCCUGCUGGAAUUCAUGUGACAGUCACAGCAAAUUUGGCAAAGAAUUAAACCUACAGAUACAAAUUUUUGACGGUUUCAGUCCGAUUAGAAGUACUGAAUACUCCAUACAUUGCUGCCAAAAUCUGCUGAGAGAUGCUUUUAAAGACAAGACGAGAAACACAUACCCAUCAGCCACUAAACGCAAACAGCUAUCGGUACCAGAGAACAAUCAUGAGGGUUCAAUAAAGACUCCAUGCAAGACGGGAAUAGAAACUCGCUUUGGUGAUACUGACUUUUCAAAUAACAAAACGGAAAGGCCGGUGGAUUUAGUAGUUGAAGGACUUGAUGCUGAAAGAAGAGACAUAAUUGAGCGUAUGGUAAAGAUUAUGGGCGGGUCAUCAUUUCCAAUUCCACAUUUGACAAGAUUAAGAGAUAGUGAUGCCAGUGACAAAGAAGAACACCAAAGUACUUUAAACUAAAGUGAAAAAAUUUUCUAGUCUCAAUGAUGAAGUUUUUCAUCCUGCUACAUGAAUGAUGCCCCAAAGCUGCUGCUGGGGUCACUCUCCAACACAAGUGUUGUGAAUACUUGAGUGGAUGUGAUUUGUUUCCAGAUUGUGAGCCAUGUCUGAUGUUCUCAUUCAUACACAGAAUUUAAAAAUUCAGAUUUAGUUAAUACAGUAUAUGAAAAUUAAAAAUUUUAAAAUAAAUUUUAUACACCAAAUAUUGAAAUGUACAAAAUUAUCCUGUGUUCAAGCAAUACUCCCAGUUAAACAAAGGUCAUUGGAAAUUUUAACCAAGUUUAUAUAAUACUGGUUUGCAGUGUAAAUGCUGGCCAGUUUUGGAGGAAGCAAAUAGGAGCAGCUGAGGGUUGUACAGGUACUGUAUUUGUAUUCGUGUAAAUAUACUUACAAUAUGUAUCUAUGCAGAAAAAGUUUUUUUAAUGUAUAUUCAGUAAGGGAAGUGUUACUGGUAUGGGUUAUCAGGAUAUAGGAACAGAAGGGAAAAACAUAUCUUUAUGGGAUGUAACUUGAUGCUUUACUGAGCUCAGAUGGUUCAGUCAUGUGGCAUCACUUUAAAUGUUACUGAUCUUGCUAACACAUUUCAUUCACCGAGAUGAUCACAUUGGAUCUAAGCUAUUAAUUUGAAGUCAAAUUUUACUCAAGAGGGAUGAGAAUGUUUUACUAGCUAUUCAAGGGGCAUUAGGUUACCUUUUCAAUAUAAAUAAAAUUCAUAUAUCAAAUUGUCAAUGAAAAAGGAACUCUUUUUGUACCCUUGCUUUUUAGUCAGCAUUCCACAUGUGAAUCUUUAAGUUAUGUGUAGGCUUCAUCAUCCCGACAGAUUGAUUAAUUUUUUUACUGUACUUUCAUAGUGCAUGGUAAUCACUAACUCAGGAACACCUUGGUACAAUUUCAUAUGUAAUCAUGACCUCAGGAAUAUUUACAAGCAAAUUGUGUGAAAUACAUGUACAGGUUGACAACCCUAUAUCCGAAAUUCCAAAAGGUUCUGAAAACCGAAAGUUUUUUUGUGGAGCAUUUUUUUUUUUUUUUUUUUUUUAUU